AUGACUACUGCUCCAAUCAGACCAAUAUCAUUGCAGGUGGUGGAUCAGGUUAUGCAGAAGAGGAAUCGCAGAGUCGCUCCCCACAUUCUAUCAAUUUCUUUGAAAUCCAGUCCUACUCAUCUACAGCCAGAAUUUGCAUUUACAACAUGGAAAUGGAUUCAACUAGACAUUGGUGAUUCAAACUCUGCCUGCAUCAAUCCUUUGUCGUCCAUAUCUGUUCUGGUGCUGAAGAAAGUAACCACAGGAUCCAACUUUAUUGAUAUUGUAUUUGCUGGUACAGAAUCAUCAGCUGUGACACUAGAGCGGGCAAUAUCAAGUCUGCUUAAUCACCCUGAAGUUCUGGAGAAGGCAAAGAAAGAGUUGGACAUUCAGAUUGGUCAUGAAAACUUGAUGGAUGAAUCAGAUAUAACCAAAUUAUCAUAUCUUCGGAAUAUCAUAACAGAGACAUUAAGAUUAUAUCCGGCAGGUCCAGUUCUUCUUCCACAUUUAUCAUCUCAAGAGUGCAGUGUUGGAUGGUAUCAUGUAGAACCCAACACAAUGCUUCUUGUUAAUGCAUGGGCUAUACAUAGAGAUCCUGAAUUAUGGGAUGAUGCAGUUAAAUUUAAACCUGAAAGGUUUGAGAGUAUUGCAGGCCAAAUUAUAGGUACUAAUGAUCAGGUCUACAAGUUGAUGCCUUUUGGCUUGGGAAGAAGGUCUUGUCCUGGAAUGGGUCUUGCCAACCGUGUUCUGGGGUUUGCUUUGGGGUCUAUGAUUCAGUGCUUUGAAUGGAAAAGGGUAAGUGACCAGGAAAUUGACAUGUCUGAAGGGGUUGGACUGUCCAUCCCUAAGGCUGAACCAUUGCAGGCCAUGUGCAAGGCGCGUGGUAUCAUGAAGAAAGUGGUGCCUUCUCUUUAAAGCAGAUCAAUCUAAUUCUGCUUUUUAUUUCUACCAGUAAUGCUUUUCAUUCAUGGCCUAAACUUAACUCAUUAUGCCACGCAAAUACAUGUAUACCUAUAAUUUUCUUAAUAAUGAUUAAGCAUAAGCAAUAUCUAUAACUAAAAUAAUGCAAUACUCUACUUUUUCA
This is a messenger RNA of Ricinus communis (castor bean), 1063 nucleotides long. RefSeq names its product cytochrome P450 81Q32-like. Lineage: Eukaryota; Viridiplantae; Streptophyta; Magnoliopsida; Malpighiales; Euphorbiaceae. Gene Ontology annotation, molecular function: iron ion binding; monooxygenase activity; heme binding. The record is from RefSeq and is a predicted model, not a curated record. The coding region runs from base 1 to 894 and encodes 297 amino acids. The transcript has 3 exons.